Molecule: messenger RNA, 1018 nt
Organism: Ilyonectria robusta
Lineage: Eukaryota; Fungi; Ascomycota; Sordariomycetes; Hypocreales; Nectriaceae
Product: 3-oxo-5-alpha-steroid 4-dehydrogenase-domain-containing protein
Exons: 3
Coding region: 24-893 (289 amino acids)
Biological process (GO): steroid metabolic process
Cellular component (GO): membrane
Molecular function (GO): 3-oxo-5-alpha-steroid 4-dehydrogenase activity
Source: RefSeq, a predicted model, not a curated record
CGACACCACCAUCAAUCCUCAAAAUGACAAUAAUUGAGGGCUGGAUGCCCCCUACUCGGGAAAACUAUGAGCUCAUCCUUAAAAUCUGGCAAAUCUCUUACCCCAUUAUUGGUUCGGCGCAAUGGCUCAUUGGAUGGUAUGGCAUGGGGAAAACCUCAGUCGAUAGCCGGCUCAACUUGCCGGGCCGCAUUGGCUGGCUAACCAUGGAAGUUCCUGGGUUUAUGACGCUAUUGUACCUGAUGAAGACGAUGCCUGAGCUGCACGGCAUCGAUGACCUCCCCUGGCAGAACAAGGUGCUGGCUGGGCUUUUUGUAAUCCACUAUUCAUAUCGGGCCGUCAUGUUCCCCUUCCUACAGCCGACCAUGUCACCGUUACACAUCGGAGUGUGGUUGAUGGCUGUCGGGUUCCAGCUUUUCAAUGCAACUUGCCUGGGAGCGUGGCUGGCGGCGUAUGGCCCCAUCACGGAAGAGGAGUGGACUUCACAGUCUUCAAUCUUACAAUUUGCGCUGGGAAUCAUCAUCUUCUAUCUAGGCCUGUCGUCCAACUUCUUCCACGACGAGGAGCUUCGGGAUAUCCGGCGCCGGGAGCAAGCCCGACAAGACCGGAUCCGUCUGGAGACCGGAAAUAUUUCCAAAGGCGUCGACAAGCAUUAUCAAAUCCCCCAGGCCGGGCUUUUCCGCUACAUGCUUUUUCCGCACUACCUGUGCGAGUGGGUGGAGUGGACCGGAUUCUGGAUGGCGGCAGGUUGGGGCAGCGUGCCGGCGAGGACGUUUCUGAUCAACGAGGUGUUUACCAUGGUUCCGCGCGCGGUGAGGGGAAAGUGGUGGUACAUGGAGCGUUUUGGAGAGGACAAGGUGGGCAAGAAAUGGGCGAUCGUGCCUGGAGUUUGGUGAGGAAAUUUGAGUGACACUGGGGACGACGUGAGGGACGGUGAGGGACAAUGAGGGACAAGCCGACGUUGGCAUCCGACAAGGAGAUGGUUGUUUGCCUCGGGCUAGUUCGUGCAUGCGGUGCGGAG